UGGAGAAGGGUUCACUAGAGUUCAUUCACCUUGGUGUGGCAGUGCGAGAGAGACUGUAAUGUUUACGCUCAGCGAGGGAACAGUCUGACUAAGAGGACUACAAACUAUUUCACAUAAGAGCCUGUUUGUGAGCAGUUGCACAAGUCCAGACAUUCGAGGUUGUUGUUCUUUGGACACUUUCUUAACAUGAAUGUGUCUGGUAUGGUAUUACUGGGAAGAAACUGUAAGCAUCUUGGUGGUGGGUUGGUGAAGGAGCAUGGGGACGGUACAACAACAGGAUCAUUUUCAACCACAGUCUUUGCGAGUAGAGGAGAUGUUCCGAAAAGCUGGAGAAGGAAAAGGAAUUCCAGGAAAAAACUGCCCGUAUUCGGAAAGGGGGCACCCACGAGGGGCGUCAUCAUAAAUCUAAAUGCCACUUCAGGGGGGAGGGAGGUGUGACCGUCCUGCAGCAGAGACCACACUUCUACAUCUCGCCCCCUCCUCUUGACUUUCCUGCUUUUCUGAUUGGUUCAAGUCUAGCCUUGUAGACUCCCCCCUUCUCUUCGGCACACAAACAUUCUCCGAGUGUCUCCUCCCAUCCUGCACUGUUGUUUUCAAGGAAACCUGCAAGAUUUCUAAGCAAAGCUGUUGUUUUGGCUGCUUUUCUUGGUUCAUUUGAGUGCAGAACUCCAGUCCUGUUUCUCAACCUGCAGAAAUACUGCUUGGCCUUGCCUCUUUUCAAGGAAUCGUACUUUGAGUUCAGAACAUUUUUGAAGAGGGAUUUAUUAUCUACUCCCAAUAAGUUUUUUUUUCUUCCCUCCUUUGACACAUGGUUGAAGCCAUCACUUUGUAAAACUGUGCAGGACAUUCCUACUGUAAGUUUAUUCGUAGAGGAUUGCAAAGGAUCGUUGAUAAGUGGGAAGCCAGCGUGUUUUCUUUUUGAAAUUUGAUGGGCCAAGAUGCCGCAAAUCAAGGAAACGGCAAGUGAAGGAAACAUUCCCAUGUGGAGAGUAGGAUCUUCUGGAUGCGCCAAUGAAAUGUGAUCAGUUCUGCUUCUACAGGCUUUUUGCAUACUGCUUCUAACCUUUCUUGUUGCCUGCAGAAAUCUUACCUCUUAAUUUGGGGAAAGGUGAAGAGGUGAGAAGUAUUUUUGAUAUGUUGUAAAGGCUUUGAAACGAUAAGUCUUGUCACUUUAAAAGAAGUUCUGGUGAAAGUUCAGUGUGGAUUAAUCUACAGGAUUUCAACCUUCCUGGGUUGUGUUGCGGUUUCCUGAGGCAGGCUAGAGAACCGCUACUCCUGAACUUGAUGUGCAGGCUGGGUGAUGACGGAAGGCAUGUAACCAGACGGCUGAGGAGGUUACUCUGAGCUACGCUGUACUCCAGAGCUUGGGCUUAGUCUCAACACACCAACUAGGAAAAACUGUCCUCCAGGAAGAUAAAUCUUUGGCCUCUCUAAAGGAGCUGCCAUCAAAUCAGCUGGGUUAACAGCUGUGGUGGACGACUCGUGUGAACUUUCUUUAUUUGAACUGACAGAAAAUGGUCAGCAUGGAGAGCGAGAUGGACUCGUGGUGUGACUGGGAGACGGUUCAGCACCCUGAAGGACCUCAGUAUUGUUGGACUCAGUGGGAAUGGGAGUUUGAGAGAGUUCCAGCAGUAAGUGAUCAGCGAGAAAACAAAAAGGUGUUAAGCCCCACGUAUAAGCAACGCAAUGAGGACUUCAGGAAACUCUUCAAGCAGCUACCUGACACCGAACGCCUCAUUGUGGACUACUCAUGUGCCCUGCAGAGAGACAUCCUCCUACAGGGUCGCCUCUACCUCUCCGAAAACUGGAUUUGCUUCUACAGCAACAUCUUCCGCUGGGAAACACUGCUAAUGGUGCGCCUGAAGGACAUCUGUUCCAUGACUAAAGAGAAGACGGCACGUCUCAUCCCCAAUGCCAUCCAGCUCUGUACCGACAACGAGAAGCACUUUUUUACCUCAUUUGGUGCACGGGACCGGACUUACAUGAUGAUGUUCCGUCUCUGGCAGAACGCCCUCCUGGACAAGCCGUUGUGUCCCAAAGAGCUGUGGCACUUUGUCCAUCAGUGCUACGGGAACGAGCUGGGCUUGACGAGUGAUGACGAGGAUUACGUGCCCCCGGAUGAUGACUUUAACACCAUGGGCUGUUGCCCCCCUCCCUGGUGCAGGUACUGUGAGGAGAUUCCACCCGAGGAGAACGAGGCCCAGGACACAUGCACCAAAACCCCAGAAGUCAAAAUGGACACGAGUCCGCAGUUGCCCAAGAAAUCCUUCACCAGCAAUAAUCUCCCUUCAACGGGCAGCGGUGAAACACCUUGCCAUUAUGAUGUUCCACCAGAGGAAGAGUUUUCUGGCUGUCUUCCUGAAGAUCUCCUAAAUCUGCCUUUACCAGAUAGCAAGCUGCCCAUGCCCAGUGGCCCUGCACCCUCACCGUCGCUUGACUUCAACGAUAAUGAUCUUCCAACCGAUCUUCCGACUGAGCUCAGCGACUCAUCGGAUACUCACGACGAUGGAGAAGUCCAGGCCUUCUACGACGAUCUAAACGGGAAGCAGUACAUCAACGAGGUGUACAAGUUCAGCGUGGACAAGCUGUACGACCUCCUCUUCACCGAGUCACAGUUCAUGAGGGACUUCCUGCAGCUCCGCCGCUUCUCUGGCGUGGUGUAUCAUCCAUGGAAGAAGGAAGAGAUGGGAGACCAGAGCAGAGAGAUCAUGUACACCAUCUCCAUCACCAACCCCCUGGCUCCAAAAACCGCUACAGUCACUGAGACUCAGACUCUGUACAAAGCCAGCCAGGAGAGCGAGUGUUACAUUGUUGAUGCUGAAGUGAUCACUCAUGAUGUUCCUUAUCACGACUACUUCUACACGCUCAACCGCUACAUGCUGACCAGGGUGGCUAAGAACAAGUGCAGACUGAGGGUUUCCACCGAGCUGCGCUACAGAAAACAGCCUUGGGGUCUUGUCAAGGGCUUUAUAGAGAGAAACUUCUGGAGUGGCCUUGAUGAAUAUUUUAGACAUUUAGAGCUGGAGCUGAGUAAAGCGGAGGUCACGCUAAACGAACCCCACAGACCUUCUCCCAAAGCCAAAGCGACACGCUCAUCCACAGUGAGGCGACACCGGAAACGGGCGACGGCUCACCUGAGGCCGCAGCACCCGGACGAGGAGCUGAGCGCCGUCACCACGGCCGACGACAACGAGGUCAUCCAACGCAUUAAACACGUGCCAGGAUCCACACAGACGCGGCACUUCCCCGACCCGGCGGCCGGAGGCCUGGCGCUGUACAGCGUCUCCAAACUCCUGCUCAUCUUCAGCGUCGUUCUGGUGCUGCUGGUUUUCCUCAACAUGAUACUGUUCUAUAAGCUGUGGACGCUGGAGCAGACCACGCAGAGCUUAGCGUCGCUGCAGGGCCUCCGAGCUCGCGACAGUAAACUUCCCCAAACGCAGAUGGAGUGGGCCCAGCUUCUGGAGUCGCAGCAGCGUUACCAUGACGACGAGCUGGAGAAGUGGCAGGAGAUAAUCAAGUCGUCUGUGGUUUUGUUAGACGAGAUGAGAAGAUCUUUACUGAACCUACAGAAGGGAAUCCGCGUGAAAGACGACGACUCCGCGGCCCAGGACAAACGGAAUCGAUACCACUGACGGACCUCGGGCCGACCGGACACGCGGUGCAAUAAGGACGGCGCGGAGGAACUUCAGAAGCCGUCUCGCUCCUCUCCUCUUCUCUCCUCUCCUCUCCUGUCCAGCGCAGCUCGUUUGCAAAAAUGAACCGUUUGACCCCGAUCAUCCUGAUCUCCAGGGCCAAAGACGACUCCCGAGUCGUUCGUUCGUUCGUUCGUUCGUUCGUUCGUUCAUUCAUUCAUUCAUUCAUUCAAGGACUCGUUUGAGGGUUAAACGCACACGCAGCCACAUCUCAGCUGCACCACCACCACAACUCUCGUUUUCUUUCCUUGUCUUUUUUUUUUUUUCUGUUUAGUUUCGUGUCGUUUUGAAUUUAAAAAAAAAAAAAAAAAAAAAAAAAAAAAAAACGUUUAGGAGUCCGGGACCAGGUUAACCUUUGACCUAUUAUCUCUAAGCGUUACUUGCGAAUGUGCACAGAUAGGAGAAUGUAGAGCGCAUAUUACGAACACACACGGAUUUCUAAUUUAUAAGUAGAGCUAUAUUUGUUGCCAGAGCUACCUUUUUACCGAGGCUUCCAUGAUGGGGGGAAAAAAGAUAAAAUCGGGGCUGGACCCCGGAGAGCUUGUGCCAUGGUGCUAAUUAUGCAGAAAUGUCCAUGUUACAGUUCCAGAUUAUUAUUUAUUUUUUUUUUUAAAGUUCUGUCUGUGUGUAGCGUAGCUCGUUUCUCUUCUCGGAACAUUGUGUUGCCUGUAAAAGUGAAAGGCCAAUCGUAUCGUCGUUAGUGGAAAACAGGAAGCGCGAUCAUUUUCCUCAGACGCCGUUACCGUAUUUCAUUUUGCACAAAGCCAAAACUGCAUCACUCGUCAUCUAUUGCUGUUCAUUUUUUUUUUUUUUUUUUUUUUUUUUUUUUUUUUUUUAAACACCGGACUGUUGCCAACUUUAUUUACACUCAACGUUCAUUCCACAUUUUUGCGUCACAGGAUCGGUCGUUCCUGAAAAUGUUGUUUUUAAAGCUGUUUGUGUGGAGAUAUUUCUUGCGUUUUAUCGUAGCUUAGGAAAAUAAAUAAAUAAAUAAAUAAAUAAAUAAAUAAAUAAAUAAACAAACGAACGGUAUUUUAUUUACCAAGAAAGCAGCUAGCUAUCUGCCUCACGGUUCACUUCUAGGCAGCGCUUCGAUAUCUCUGAAGGUAGCGAUAAGAAAACGGUUUUAAAUCAUCCUCGGAAGGCAGCGAAACGUCGCCAUGUUGCUAGGUUACCGCCGUACGCGUAACGAUGACUAAUCCCGAACUCCAUUACCUAAUCCAUUGAUCAGAGUAUACCGUCGUGCGGAAAAUACAACCGGGGAGCGAAUAUUCAGGACUUACGCCAGCGAUUUCCGACUGGAAAUACUUCUCGAAUCUGAUCGAUCAGAAGGCGAUUCAUUCUCUAUACCAGCAGCUAGGAGAGUUCGUAACGCGUUAUCGUUUCCAUAGUAACAGCUCGUUCAAAGGGACGGUCAGGGAUGGAAAAUAAACCCACGUGCGAUGAUCGUCUCGGAUGGCGAACUAUUCCGCGAGGACACGUUUACAAUACGCGACGUUUUACGGAAGGAGUCUCCGGUGUUCAAAAACUUCCAAGUGUAAAGCCGUAACGUCACGUUUUCGGACGUCUUCAGGACCGAGGAGUUUACGUUUUGGGGGUUUCUCGGUCACAUGACGAGCUGCUUUUUUUUUUUUUUCCCCCCCUCGAUUCAAUCCAAGAAGAAGAAGAAGAAGAAGAAAAAAAAAAAAGAGGCUGCUAUAAUGAAACAGGAAAUGGUUAUCAUUCGUAGACGUUGAUAAAUGGAGUAUCGGCACAUUAAUGGCGCAGAGCAACGACCGAGAUCGUUUCGUUUCCAUACUGCCUGCUAGAGCCGUGGAAGUAAAAGGAGUAAACUGUGUGGAAAAAACAAACAAACAAACAAUGCUAGGUAGAACCGGAGAGUGAACGUUCCGGAGAGCAGAAAGUCACGGCCAAGCCGUCUGUUCGAGCCACGCCUGGCGUUUUUAUUUACUUAUUUAUUUAUUUAUCGAACGAUUCCUUUUAUCCAAAGCCCUACAGCUGAGCCGUGUAGCGGUAAAAGCGUCGCUUUCUGGCAGCGCAGGGAUUUGAACCUACAACCUCUUGAUGACAACUUGAACCUGAGCCUUUUUAUACAAGCUGUGAAGAUAUCUCCAGAUCCUCAGAUCCGGUCUGACCAAUACGGACAAAUCUCAUUUCUAACACGCAGCUUGUCGGAGCGAACGGGCGAGCCGUUUAAUUAACAAUAACCAGAGUACGAACAGGAGUCGAGUUUCUUUAGUUCUUUUUUUUUUUUUUUUUUUUUGGUGGAGAGACAAUUCAGAGCUUCAUUAAUGCUACUGUGAUGUCCAUGUCUUUUAGAACCGGAGUCGCAUGUUUAUCAUGGAAAAGUUUGGGGACUACAUUUAUUUAUUUAGUUGAUUUCUUUAAAUCAUACAAAGUUUCCACAAGAAAUAAUUGGAAUUACAGCUUCGGCGUUCAACCUCGCACCCUAGAGCCAUCUUUUCACUGUUUUAUAUCUACAGAUCCUCGUGAAGUGCUGCUCUUUAACUCCUCCGUCAAUCCCUGGUAAAUAAUUGGAGCAGCUCAAUAAGGAUCCAACCAUAGUGAACUCAUCGAGGGUGCGCGUUUGCGUUACUUUAUCAGGUCUUUGAAUAGUCAUGGCCGUGACUGUUAUGGUCCAGUUAUUGAUAGAGGAUUACAAUUUAAUAUCUCGCAACACGCCUCUGCGCAAAAUCGACAAAAAAAAAAAAAAAAAAAAAAGUAUAAAUAAAA
This is a messenger RNA of Ictalurus punctatus (channel catfish), 6425 nucleotides long. RefSeq names its product GRAM domain containing 1Ba (gene gramd1ba). The coding region runs from base 1515 to 3632 and encodes 705 amino acids. Gene Ontology annotation, molecular function: sterol transfer activity; sterol binding. The transcript is spliced from 17 exons. Lineage: Eukaryota; Metazoa; Chordata; Actinopteri; Siluriformes; Ictaluridae. Gene Ontology annotation, cellular component: endoplasmic reticulum membrane; plasma membrane; endoplasmic reticulum-plasma membrane contact site. Gene Ontology annotation, biological process: intracellular sterol transport. The record is from RefSeq and is a predicted model, not a curated record.